Chaetomium strumarium is the source of this 1332-nucleotide messenger RNA. RefSeq lists its product as uncharacterized. The record is from RefSeq and is a predicted model, not a curated record. Lineage: Eukaryota; Fungi; Ascomycota; Sordariomycetes; Sordariales; Chaetomiaceae. The coding region runs from base 199 to 1332 and encodes 377 amino acids. The transcript is spliced from 3 exons.
ACCGUGAUGACGCCCGUCGCCUCGAAUGCUGCUCCGGGAAACGCCAGGUUCAUGGCGGAGCAGUCGGGCAGCGCAAGGAUGGGGCCGGCAUAUGCGUUCUCGAUCCUGCAGGGCAUCUUUGGAUUUGGCGUGCCAAGAUGUGAGCAAUGGAAUGUGUCGCAGUCGCCGCCGUAGCACGGGGUCGACGAAUAUUCCGCCAUGUUUCGGAUUCAGCUCAACGGCAGGCGCACGGCAAGGGCCGUGGUGAGAGGGAUGAAGGCCUGGCAUUUUGCGAGACAUACCGUAGCCGAGGUGGUGGUCGUGCACAGCAGGGUAGAAGAAACGCACGCGGACCCGAAGGCAGGCAAGAAUCUGUACAAGACGAGGACGGUGAGACUAUACUUCUCAUGGGGGAGGCCUGCGCGGAAUCAAGUCGAGGUCGAGGAUGUGCGUGUCGUGCAGGAUGAGAAGAACGGAGAAUUCCUUGACCGGCGCAAGACCGUGAAAAGGCGGACGCCUUACACGCUGCGGGAAGUGUCCUUGGACCGGGACUCGAAGCCGUACUGGACGGCGCCCAAGUACAUGCUGGAUGAGUUCGUCAACCGCGUGAGAGGGCGUCCGGGCUCUGGUGCUUGGGUCACGACGGCGGACAGUAUGGUACUGGCAACGAUGGUUGACCUGGCAUACAAGAGCUACUUGAAGACGGCCACCCCCCGGACGGUCGACUUCCACGUGCCAGGGCCGGUUUCGCCAAACUCCGUGGAGAAUACCGUCAGCAGCUCCUCAGCGUCCGCUCGCCCGGGACACAGAUCGGGGCUGAGCGGCCAGCAGAAUGAGCUGCAGUCUCACGUCACUUCCCGGUCUAGGAAGCAGGUUCAGAGUGUGAAUUGGGGGCCUGUUGCCCCUCCCAUCCUCAGUUACAGGCCUGUCCGCACCAGCAGGGAUAAGCUCAAGUGCACGCCUGUCAGCCUUGGGCCCGUCUCCAUCGGCCCGUCCAUCCUCCGAGCCUGUGACACCCUCAGCGCCCGAUCCCUCCUCAGCUACAGGCCGGUCCCCACCAGCAGGGAUAGCCUCAAGUGCACGCCUGUCAGCUCUGGGUCUGCCGGCAUGGGCUGGCCCAUCUUCAGAGGCCGGGACGACUUCCGGCCAAGCGACUGCCUCUGCUCAGACGGAAGCACCCAGUCAGAGGAGUGCCUCCGGUUCAGGUCAGGAACCAGCUUCCGGUCAGGGGACUACCUCCGGCCAAGCGACUACUUCCAGUCAGGGACCAUCUUCCAGUCAGGCGCCGUCUUCCAGUCAGACGCCGUCUUCCAGUCAGGGAGCAGCCUCAGGUCAGCGUCAAACCCACCCUGA